Molecule: messenger RNA, 2002 nt
Organism: Neoarius graeffei (lesser salmon catfish)
Lineage: Eukaryota; Metazoa; Chordata; Actinopteri; Siluriformes; Ariidae
Product: E3 SUMO-protein ligase ZBED1-like
Exons: 3
Coding region: 696-1469 (257 amino acids)
Source: RefSeq, a predicted model, not a curated record
UUACUCCGCCUAAAUAAGCAAGCAAGCCAAGUGCGCAGAGCUUCAGUGCAGCAGUAUCUUCUUCAAGGGAUGAUAGCGUGAGAGUAGGUAACAAAUUGAGGUGAGAGAGAAAAGCUAACUAUGUCGGAACAACAGAGUCAAUCUGUGUCUGAAGAAGCAGGGGGAGGUGAGGAGGAGUUUGUCCCUCAAAAGGGCUCAAGUUCUGUUAUUUGGACGUAUUUUGGAUUCAGGGCGAGUGAUGUCCAACAAAAACAGGCGAUGUGCAGAGAGUGUCAGAGUUGUGUCUGCCCCGCAGGGUAACACCACAAAUCUGUUUAAUCACUUCAAAAAGCACCACGUAGAAAAAUAUAAUGAGUGCAUGAAGGCCAAAGCCAGCGUCGUUGGCACUGCACAAAAUCCCCGUCCCGCAACCCCAACCCAGACAACCAUCCAAGCAACACUACACCGUGCAACACGAUAUUUACCCACAUCACACAGACACCAGGAAAUAACAGACGCAAUCGCGUUUUAUUUAGCUAAAGCCAUGGCCCCAAUAAACACCGUGAAUGACGCCUUCAAAAAAAUGGUGAAAACGCUGGACAAAAGAUACGAGAUGCCGUCAAGAAAUUAUUUCUCGAAAGUGGCAUUACCUGCGCUGUACAAUCAAUGUCGGGGAAAAAUUGAGAGAGUUAUCAGCGGUCCCGUUUUAUGCUACCAUGACUGACCUGUGGUCAAGCAGGACCAUGGAGCCGUACUUGUCCCUGACAGUACAUUACAUUGAUGAGGAUUUCCAAAUUAAAAACCGGUGCUUGCAGACGUCAUUUUUCCCGCAAGACCACACGGGAGAAGCCAUAGCCCAGGGAUUGGAAGAGGCACUGGCUUCUUGGAGUUUGCAAGAGGAGAGACUUGUCUGCAUCACAACAGACAGUGGGGCCAACAUCGUCAAGGCAGCGUCUCUGAAUCAGUGGACAAGGCUUCAGUGUUUUGGCCACAGGCUCCAUCUGGCCAUUGAGAAUGCUAUGAGAGAUCCACGAAUUGACCAUGCAGUGGGGAUCUGCAAGAAACUCGUCAGCAGUUUCUCUUACAGCUGGAGGCGCAAAAGGGAGCUAGCACAGGCUCAAAAAGAGCUGAAGCUUCCAGAGCAUGGGCUGAAGACAGAAUGCCCCACAAGGUGGGGAUCAAGACAGGCAAUGAUUUCAAGAGUCCUGGAGCAGCAUAGGGCCAUUUCUCAAGUCUUAGCGUCUGACCGGAAAGCAAGACACCUCAUCCCAACGUGGCAGGACACUGACAUCCUGGAAGCCAUCAACAAAGCCCUCCAACCUCUGACUGAAUUCACAGAUGCACUGUCCAGUGAGAAGUAUGUUAGUAUUUCCUUUGUGAAGCCAGUCCUCCACCUGUUCAGCUCCUCCAUCCUCAAGGCAAGUGAUGAUGCUCCAGACCUGACCAACACCAUCAAAACCAAAAUCCUCACCUACUUGGAGGAAAAAUAGCAGGAUCCUGAGACACAAGAACUGCUCAAUAUGGCAUCUGCUCUCAACCCACGCUUUAAGAUGAGAUGUAAAUGAGGACAGGAUUGCACCAAUCCAGGCCAGACUCAUAUCUGAGAUGGUUGCAUCUGCACGAAUGGAGAUGGACCGAACUGAUCCGUGUAGAGAGACUACAGACAACACAGAGGAUGCACCAAGUACAUCUAAGAAAAAGAAGACUUUGGGGAGCUUCUUCAAAGACACUGGGGCAAACUCAACAAGAUCCUCUCUUCUCCAGGAGCAGCAGACUGUGGCCUCUGAGCUUCAUUCAUACCUUCAGUGUGCCAGCCUGGACAGUGAAGGGGACCCACUGGACUGGUGGAAAGGGCAUCAGCAACUGUACCCACGGAUUUCCCAGCUUGCGAAGAAAUACUUAUGUAUUCCAGCAACAAGUUCUCCAUCCGAGAGGGUAUUUAGCACUGGAGGCAAUGUUGUGACCUGCCUUUGCUCAUGUUUAAAGCCAGAGCAUGUUGAUAAGCUGGUCUUUCUAGCUAAAA